Molecule: messenger RNA, 4686 nt
Organism: Galeopterus variegatus (Sunda flying lemur)
Lineage: Eukaryota; Metazoa; Chordata; Mammalia; Dermoptera; Cynocephalidae
Product: zinc finger protein 420-like
Exons: 6
Coding region: 151-3255 (1034 amino acids)
Biological process (GO): regulation of DNA-templated transcription
Molecular function (GO): DNA-binding transcription factor activity, RNA polymerase II-specific; RNA polymerase II cis-regulatory region sequence-specific DNA binding
Source: RefSeq, a predicted model, not a curated record
AGGACUACCGUGCGACAGGAUUUCCAGGUUUCUACUGCGCGUGUGCGGGCCGCAGCACUCCGCCAUCUUUUCUGUGGAGAUUCUGGAGGCUGCCGAGUUCCCCACGCUGCUCCUUAGAUCCUGGGGUUGGAUUGUGCGUCUCUGAAGCUAAUGUGUAGAGAGUUUGGGGCAGAAGAAUCCAAGGUCAAGCCACAACAGUUCUCUCCUUACUCCAUUCCAUGCCCUCUGCUCCCAGCUAAGCUGCCUGAGUGCGCUAUGCAUUUCCAAGAACAAGAAAAGAUGGAUAAAUCUCCAGAGUUGGUGUCAUUUGAGGAUGUGGCUGUGUACUUCACCUGGGAGGAGUGGCAGGACUUGAACGAUGCUCAGAGGACUUUGUACAGGGAUGUGAUGCUGGAGACCUACAACAGCUUGGUGUCAUUGGGGCACUGCAUUAGUAAACCUGAGGUGAUCCUCAAGUUGGACAAAGGAGCAGAGCCAUGGAUAACAAAAGAACAUCCAAACCAGAGCCUCCCAGAUGUCCAGAUAGUCAAUGACCUCACUGAGAGGAGCCAAGAAAGUCAUGGUAGAUACUUGUGGCAAGGUGUAAUCAUCAAUGGCAACAGAUCAACUGAGAGAGUGGAGUUAGAAAAAUCAUUUAAUUUGAGUUCAAUGCAUAUUUUAAAUCUUGUUAUAAAUAAUGGAAACUAUUCAGGAGUGGGGCAUGAAGAGUUUAACAUAUGUCUGAAAGCACUUCUUCCACAGACUGAUUCCAUGCAUGCUGAAGAGGAACCUGAUGAGCAUAAUGUAUCUGAGAAAUCACUGAGUCAUCAUGAGCAUCUUAGUCAGUAUCCUAAGAUUCCAACUGGGCAAUCUUUUGAAUAUAGUGGAAAAGGACAAUCCUCCAACACAGUGCCAAUAAUAUUUGCAUGUAAGAAAAUUCAUAUGGGUGAGACUACAUAUAAACAUAGCCAAAAUGGAAAAGCCUGUAAUAAUUCAGCUGUCAUUGCCCAACAGAUAACUCAGGUAGGGAAGAAAACUUUUCAAUGUCAUGUAUGUGGGAAAAUAUUCUGUAAAAAGGGUAAACUUACUCAACAUCAGAUUAUACACACAGGAGACAAACAUAAAAACAGUGAAUGUCAGGAAUGUGGAAAAGGUUUUAGCCAAAAUUCAAACCUGAAGACACAUCAGAGAAUUCACACAGGUGACUAUCGAUAUGAAUAUAAAGAAUGUGGGAAAGCUUUUACCCAAAAGUUGAUCUUCAGCAUGCAUCAGAGAAUUCACACAGGUGAGAAACCAUAUGAAUGUAAAGAAUGUGGAAAAGCUUUUAAUCAGAAGUCAAUCCUCAGUAUGCAUCAGAGAAUUCACACAGGUGAGAAACCAUAUAAAUGCGAAGGAUGUGGAAAAGCUUUUAAGCGAAAGUCGCACCUCAGCAUGCAUCAGAGAAUUCACACAGGUGAGAAACCAUAUGAAUGUAAAGAAUGUGGACGCACUUUUAACCAAAAGUCCACCCUCAAUAUGCAUCAGAGAAUUCACACAGGUGAGAAACCGUAUGAAUGUAAAGAAUGUGGGAAAGCAUUUAACCAAAAAUCAGCCCUCAACAGGCAUCAGAGGAUUCACAAAAGUGAGAUAACGUAUGAAUGUAAGGAAAAUUCAAAAGCUUUUAACCAGAUGUCAGCCUUCAGCACGCAUCUGAGUACUCAAACAGAGAAAACACCUUAUGAAUGUAAAGAAUGUGGAAAAGCUUUUAACAAAAAGCCAGUUCUCAGCAUGCAUGAGAGAAUUCACACAGGUGAGAAACCUUAUGAAUGUAAAGAAUGUGGAAAAACUUUUAAGCGAAAGUCGCACCUCACCAUGCAUCAGAGAAUUCACACAGGUGAGAAACCAUAUGAAUGUAAAGAAUGUGGGAAAGCUUUUAACCAAAAUUCAAUCCUCACUAUGCAUCAGAGAAUUCACACAGGUGAGAAACCAUAUGAAUGUAAGGAAUGUGGAAAAGCUUUUAACCAAAAGUCAAACCUCAGAAUGCAUCAGAGAAUCCACAUAUAUGAGAAACCAUAUGAAUGUAAAGAAUGUGGAAAAGCUUUUAAGUUAAAGUCACACCACAGCAUUCAUCAGAGAAUUCACACAGGUGAGAAACCAUAUGAAUGUAAAGAAUGUGGAAAAGCUUUUAACCAAAAGUCACACCUCAUCAUGCAUCAGAGCAUGCACACAUGUGGGAAACCAUAUGAAUGUGAAGAAUGUGGAAAAUCUUUUAAGUUGAAGUCAUAUCUCAGCAUGCAUCAGAGAUUUCACACAUGUGAGAAGCCAUAUGAAUGUAAAGAAUGUGGAAAAGCUUUUAAGUUAAAGUCACACCUCAGGGUGCACGAGAGAAUUCACUCAGGUGAGAAACCAUAUGAUUGUAAAAAAUGUGGGAAAGCUUUUAGCCGAAAGUCAGCCCUCAACAGGCAUCAGAUAAUUCACAAAAGUGACACAGCAUAUGAAUGUAAGGAAAGUUCUGAAGCAUUUAAUGAAAUGUCAGCCUUCAGCAUGCAUCAGAGAACUCACCCAGGUGAGAAGCCCUACAGACAUAAUGGAUGUGGAAAAACAUUUAACAAGUCAUCCUUCAGGAUGCAUCAGAGUACUCCGACAGGGAAAACACUUUAUGAAUGUAAAGAGUGUGGAAAAGCUUUUAACCAAAAGUCGAUUUUCAGCAUGCAUGAGAGAAUUCACACAGGUGAGAAACCAUAUGAAUGUAAAGAAUGUGGAAAAGCUUUUAAGCAAAAGUCACACCUCAGCAUGCAUGAGAGAAUUCACACAGGUGAGAAACCAUAUGAAUGUAAAGAAUGUGGAAAAGCUUUUAAGCAAAAGUCACACCUCAGCAUGCAUGAGAGAAUUCACACAGGUGAGAAACCAUAUGAAUGUAAAGAAUGUGGAAAAGCUUUUAAGCAAAAGUCACACCUCAGCAUGCAUGAGAGAAUUCACACAGGUGAGAAACCAUAUGAAUGUAACGAAUGUGGAAAAGCUUUUAAGCAAAAGUCACACCUCAGCAUGCAUCAGAGAAUUCACACAGGAGAGAAACCAUAUGAAUGUAAAGAAUGUGGAAAAGCUUUUAAGCAAAAGUCACACCUCAGCAUGCAUCAGAGAAUUCACACAGGAGAGAAACCAUAUGAAUGUAAAGAAUGUGGAAAAGCUUUUAACCAAAAGUCAAUCCUUAGCAGGCAUCAGAGAAUUCACACAGGUAGAAGCCAUGUGAAUAUAAUGAAUGUGGGGAAAAAGUUUUUUUGCAAAGUCACAGUUUAGAAGUCUUCAGGAUACUCACACAAUAAAAAACUACUUAUGAAUGUGACAUUACAAGCCUUUUAUUGGAAAUCCCCCUAACAGACAGAAUAGAAUUCACACAAAGGUAAAUCUCACUGAAUGUAAUUUGUAUGGGAUAAGAUUUUGCCAGAAGUCAUACCUCAAGACAUCAGAGAACUUAUAUCAAAAAGAAGACCUAUAAAUAUACAGUUGUCCUCAAGUGCUGAAGCUUGUCUUGAGGAUCCCCUAUUGACAUAAAAAUUUGCUGAUGCUCAAUUCCAUUCUACAAAUGGUGUAGCGUUUGUGUAUUACCAAUUCACUUCCUGCCGUGUACUUUACAUCUUGUGUAGAUUACUUAUAAUGCUGGAAAAAACAUGAAUACUAUGUAAAUAGUUGUUAUACUGUGUUGAUUUUCAGUUGUAGAAUUGUUUCAUUUAUCAUUUUUAUUUAUUUUUGAGGAUUUUUGAUAAGAUGAUGCUUGAAUCACCAGAUGUGUAACCCUCAGAUAUGGAAGUAGGAGUGUAAUGAGUGUGAAAACAUCUUUUCUCAGAAGUCUGAAGAAUGGCUAUGGUUAGUGCAUUGUUGCUUAUAACGUUGUGCUGAUAACACAAAUGAUCUCCAUACCAGCCAUGCAGCAAAAGAUAGAUAGAUAAAAAUUAAGAAGUAUUCACAUUAUAGUAGGUAUUACAGGAUUUAAAGGGGAGAAAUUCUGUAUGGAUUAGACUGACUAUAUAUUUUUAAAAUCAAACCACUCUUUUCUCCUGUAUGCAAAGCCUGCAAUCUGAGCAUUUCAUGAUUGGAUGGCUGACCAUAUCAUUUAACUCUGUUAGGGAGAACGUAGAUAUAAGUGAGGAAAAUUACUUCCAGUUCAGGCACCAAAAUAAAAAAAAAAAUUUUCAUGCAGUUGUUCCUGAUUUUUCAUGUUCUCUGGGACUGAAUGAAGAUGACUUUGGGUGGAGUUGGGGGCCACAGGUCGGAGAAAUCCACCCUAAUUUAAAAUGGAAGGAAUUAAAGAAACCAGAGAUAGUCUCACCACUAUCCCCAAACCUCCACUUAUCUAUUACAUAAGAAAUUAUUUCCUUGUUGAGCCAUUUUAUGUGUGCUCUCUUUGCAUUACAGCACAACCAGCCCACUCCAGCUAAAUGAUUUUAUAAAUGUUGAGAGAAGUUACCAAUCCUUGAAUAUGGGAAGAGAAUCCUGUGUUGUCACCUUUUAUAUGCAAAUCGGUUUAUGGGAAAAUCAAAUGUAAGGGGAGAAACUGUAAUAAAUGUGGGAUAUCUUAUUGAGACAUCUCAUUGAACAGUGAAAAUAAAGUUAAAUAUCUUUCUAAAUCUCUUUAAUGUGUCAAAGCUUUUAAGAAAACUAAACACUUUUUAUGUCCGAAUUUGAAAUGAAAAGUAUGUAUGUAAUAAAUGUAAAUUUUUAAAUGGAAAU